Molecule: messenger RNA, 784 nt
Organism: Cynara cardunculus var. scolymus (artichoke)
Lineage: Eukaryota; Viridiplantae; Streptophyta; Magnoliopsida; Asterales; Asteraceae
Exons: 1
Coding region: 5-673 (222 amino acids)
Source: RefSeq, a predicted model, not a curated record
AAAAAUGGCUCACAAGAUCUCCUUCUUUCUCCCAUCCCUUGCCAUCCUAGCUACCCUGCAAAUGAUCGCCGCUGUUGACUACACCGUCACUAACCCGGCUGCCGCCACCCCUGGCGGCAUUAGAUUCACCAACGACAUCGGACACGACUACACUCUCCAAAUUCUCACCGCAUCCACCAGCUUCAUUUGGAACACAUUCCAACAAAACACAGAUGCCGACAGAAAGAACGUGGCACGAGUUAGUGUGUUCAUCGAUGACAUGGAUGGUGUUGCCUACACUGUGAACGACGAGAUCCACGUCAGCGCCAACUACAUUCAGGGAUAUUCCGGCGACGUCAAGACUGAGAUCACCGGAGUACUUUAUCAUGAGAUGACACACGUAUGGCAAUGGAAUGGCAGAGGUCAAGCUCCAGGAGGAUUGAUUGAAGGGAUUGCGGAUUACGUGAGGUUGAAGGCUGGCUACGCACCUAGCCAUUGGGUUCAGCCAGGAGAAGGUGACCGAUGGGACCAAGGGUACGACGUCACGGCUCGGUUCUUGGACUACUGUAAUGGUCUUAGAAAUGGGUUCGUGGCUGAACUCAACAAGAAGAUGAGAGAUGGCUAUAACGAUGGUUUUUUCGUCGAUUUGCUUGGGAAAACAGUUGAUCAACUAUGGGCUGAAUAUAAAGCCUAAAAGUACAAUCAUAAUUAAGCUUCACGAUAGAUGAAAUACCCAACUUUUAUAUGUAUUCUAAUAAUAUUUGAUGUACAACUAUAAAAAUAUAAUUUUAAAAACGUAUUUUGA